AUGACGUCCGGUACUGUCUCCUCGCUUUUGGUUCUCUUCUUGAGCUGCACGCCGGCGCUAGCUCAGACGCAGGCGCAGUUCAAUCAAGUGCUUAAUGUAAAUGGCGAUAUGAAGCUCAACUCCUUUCAAUUUCCCGAUCGUUCAAAAGUGGAGACCUUCUCCCAGAAACAGCAACAGAUAAUUGUUAAUCAACAAACUCCCGCCAUCCCCGCGAACCAGGUUACAGGGUCAACCGGUCAGCCCUUCGUCGCCAUCACGCCACAAUCAAUGACCAUUAGCACUAACAAGGCUACGGACUUGGUCGGUGGACAGGUUGAGAUGGCCAUGACUAUGCAGAACCUGCAGAAUGCCGCUGUUCAGCCAGACAACACGUACGUUGCCAUGCUUUCACCGGAUAGGCAAACUUGGAUGAUUCAGGAGACGAUGAGAAGCGUCAACAGCACUGACCUGACCGUACGCAUGGUCAAGCGAAACCAGCUCGACGGCGAGUACAUGGUCGUCGGUCGUCAGACGAUCGAGACCAACACCUUGGUCGUUCCAUUUGGCAGUGAUGGAGCUACCUCAGUUGCUAUUCAGGGUACCGGUCUUCAAGAAAACGAGUUCCAGGACGGAUUCAGGAUGUCCACCCGUGCGACUCAGCCCAUGACAAUGAACGUCGACGUCAAGGAUGGUGUUGACCAGGGCAUGUUGGCUGGACUUCAAGGACAGCAGGUAGUCAAUGAUUACCGCUACUCGGUUAUUACAAACCUAGCUGCCGUCACCCCAGACUUGAACCAACAAGUGACUGUUGUUCAAAUGCCCAUCAAUGCGGUCCGUAUUCAAAAGAUGAUGCAGGCCAUGGGUGUUUCACCAACCGGUCAGGUCGCCAUCGCCGUUGCUCAACGUGGUGUCCUCCAGAAUCCCGGUGGUGCCACUGGAAACCUCGGCGGUGCCGCUACCCAGCGCCGCGGACUCACCCGGGGUGAGUUCAGGAAGGAGGUUGCUCGCCAAAUCCAGGCUGGUACACCAACCAACGGCAACAACCCAGUUGCGACUCAGCUGUUGCUUGCGCCCACCUUCACCCCCAUUCAGGCUGAUGCAGUCCUCGACCAAACUAACAUGCGAAUUGCCAUCCCUGUCCGUCAGGUGGAUGGAGAGUACAUUCUUACCAUGCAAAUGAUGGGAGGUGCCCAGGCUGCUCAACCUGCUCAACCUGCUCCCGAAGGGCAACGUCCUACUGAGGGCCAACGUCCUACGGAAGGCAAACAGCCCACCGCUGUUCAGAGCGAAGCUCCAGUCACCGAAAGCCAAACUCCUACUGCCGAGGCACCCGCUUCCAGCUCCAUCGCAAAGGGUGAACGUCCGACCCCCGAGGGUCCAUCUAACAGCACUGAGCCAGCUAAGCCUGAGCGUCGCCAGGAGAAUUCCGGAAAAGACAAGUACGGCCAGACGAAGCCGGCGCAGGGUGCUGUCAUUAUGACGAUGAAGAUGAUCGACGACAUGGCCGAGGCCGUUCUAUGGGGAGGCCAGGCGCCCAUUACCAGGAUGAUGAACGACUAUGUCAAAGCGCAGACUGGAAAGGGAACGGACCCCAUUUCCAACGGCACGUCUUCGUCUUCGUCUACCACGAAGCUCAUUGUCUAA
Cucurbitaria berberidis CBS 394.84 is the source of this 1623-nucleotide messenger RNA. RefSeq lists its product as uncharacterized. Bases 1 to 1623 code for a protein of 540 amino acids. The transcript is spliced from 5 exons. Lineage: Eukaryota; Fungi; Ascomycota; Dothideomycetes; Pleosporales; Cucurbitariaceae. The record is from RefSeq and is a predicted model, not a curated record.